Leptopilina boulardi is the source of this 937-nucleotide messenger RNA. Its product is annotated as U6 snRNA phosphodiesterase 1. Gene Ontology annotation, molecular function: 3'-5'-RNA exonuclease activity. The transcript is spliced from 4 exons. Gene Ontology annotation, biological process: U6 snRNA 3'-end processing. The record is from RefSeq and is a predicted model, not a curated record. NCBI's taxonomy places the organism in Eukaryota, Metazoa, Arthropoda, Insecta, Hymenoptera, Figitidae. Gene Ontology annotation, cellular component: nucleus. Bases 131 to 874 code for a protein of 247 amino acids.
AAUUAAGGUUAUGUUUUUGUAAACAUUGUAGAGAAAACGUAAAUAUUUGAUUUCUUCCCUUUAAUUAUGUAAAUAGUGAAUAUUUUUCUACUCAAAGUAAUGUACAGAAUUAAUUGGUAUAAGAUUUAUCAUGUCUGCUUUGAGUUUAAUUGGAGAAUAUUCUUCUGACACGGAAGAUGAGAAAUUUAGUCCGCAAAAAGUGAACUCUAAUAGGUUACCAGUACCUCAAAGUAUAUUAUCAUGGAAGGGAGUUAAACAUCACGAGGAAAUUGAAGAUGAUCCUUCUUUACAUGAGGGUAGAAUAAGAUCUUUCAAACACGAGCGUGGAAAUUGGGCAACUCUUGUUUAUAUUUUAUGUAAGCCAAGUAAGGCUCUUUAUUCCUGGAUGGAAAAUGUUGUUAUCGAAGACGGAAAACUAUUUGAAGAAUUUCAUAUAAGUUUAACACGUACCGUUGCACUGAAAUUUCACUGGAUUGAUUCUUUUGUCGAAGGACUCAAGGAUGUGUGCAAGAAUUUAAAUAAUUUUCCAGUUGAAUUAAAAGAUAUUAAAGUUUAUUGCAAUGACGAUAGAACUCGAACUUUUCUUGGAAUUACUUGCGAAAACAAUGAGGCCUUAAAUAAUGUAACAGAAACUUUAAAUAAAUUAUUAAACGAGUAUCAAUUACCCUGUUUUUAUGAGGAAGCAUCGUAUCACAUCAGUUUUUUGUGGAGUCUCGGUGAUCAAGAAGAGCGAUUAAAAAAACUUCUUCCCUCUUUGUCGGUAUUAUUAAAAACAUUUUUCUUUGAUAAUAUUGAGGAUAGUUUCAUAGAGGUCAAUGAGUUACACUGUAAAAUUGGAAAUAAAUUAUAUACAUUUAAACUUAGAUCGAAAUAAUCAAGUGUGUGAUAUAAAUUAAUAUCUGUACAGAAACUAAUUAAUAAAAAAAUAUAUAAAUUA